CGAGGCGAGUAGCAAGUGGAGGUCGCAUACGACUUGAGCGGAUCGAGCAAGGCAUUUUAGUUUCACACAUUCACUUCGAAUCAAACAAAAAACAUGGCUUCGAUGCGGUACUUCGUCCUCGUGGCGCUAUUGGGCUUCGCUGCUGUGGCGAAUGCAGCUAACGCUGUACGACCAACGAACAUGCAGGGCAUGAUCGAUGAAGAGAAUGCAAAAUGUGAGAGUGGUGCUGAUUCGAUGGCCUGCAUUAAGGUGCGCGCUAUGCGGUUCCUCGAUACAGUGAUCAACAACGAUAACUACAAAUUCGGCGAUGUAGAGGUCCGCUCCAAUGGAUACCAACCUGCUGCUGUCGAUGCCAAUAGCGCACGCUCCAACGACGAAGAACGCGAUAUAGUCGAUGCUGUCGGCGAUUACCUGCAGGGACACGAUGUUACCAUGGACUUGCCUUUAGGUGAUGCCAAGGUCACCGUCUCUUCACGCAAUUUGGCCAACGAUGAGUUGAGCCUUAAUGUGAAAUUGGCCGGUGAUGGUGUGGUUGAGGGCAAGGGUAAGAAGGGCAACUUCUUCAAGAAGGGCAAGAAGCACCGUUUGCGUAAAAUGAUUAUGCCAUUGAUGGUGCUGAUCCUAUUGAAGGCGAUGACUGUCAUCCCAAUGGCCAUUGGUAUUCUGAAGAUUAAGGCAUUCAAUGCGUUGGCGUUGGGCUUCUUCUCAUUCAUUGUGUCGGUUGGUUUGGCCAUUUUCCAAUUGUGCAAGAAGAUCGCCGCUGAACACCAUUCUGCGCACAUCACUGCCCACGGCCCCUGGGAUGGUCGAGCCAUGGGCGUAUCUGCUGCCGUCAACGAACCCGCAUAUCAACCAAGCGAAGAGGCACAAAGCUUGGCCUACAAAGCUUAUGUUUAAAAUUUUUCCUUAAACUCUGACAGUACCUAUAUCUACGUACCCAUGUAUGUGCAAGAACAGAAGAAACCCAUUCUUACUAAAAAUAUAAAAAUAACAAAACUCUACACAAAAAGUAAAAAUACGGAGAUGAACGAAUUUAAUGAAGCCAAAAUGAACCGGAUGGCAGCACGGAGCAUAAUGUCGGAAAAUCGGCCCAGGUUGAGUUCAUCUUAAAAAAUGGAACUUGAAAUUAAGCAAACAACAACAAGCACUAGAGCAAUUUGUUUGAUUUGGCGGAAUUUUUCCACUCUAUGUUAAUUGUUAUCCGAAGAGUUGGGAAUUUCUCCACGCCAUCACUGCCUACCGCACGCCGUGGCGUAUGAGUGUUCCGCGUGCAAAAGCAAACGGGAUCCAAAUACGAAAGCCAACAGCAACUAUAACAACAAAAACUGAAUAUAGCUACAAACUCUACCACAUUUACCACUUAAGCACAAUACCUUUAAUUGUUAAUAAUUUAUUUAUUUAUUUGUAACCUUAUUUAUUGUAAAAUACACGAAGGAAAUUCACCUUUUUGUAUCGUUAAAUUUACAGAAGAUUGUAAAAG
Molecule: messenger RNA, 1480 nt
Organism: Bactrocera neohumeralis
Lineage: Eukaryota; Metazoa; Arthropoda; Insecta; Diptera; Tephritidae
Gene: Osi19
Exons: 4
Coding region: 94-897 (267 amino acids)
Source: RefSeq, a predicted model, not a curated record